UGUGAAACGGUCUGGAACAGAGACAGGGACAGAGGUAUCGUUAAAAACAAUUACUGGAAUCUAUGGAAGUGCGCAAAGACACGCGCGGUUCUUUGGCACACCGGGGACCAUCGACGGAAUGUAGAAGUGUCUACUUUUAAUUCAAUAAUUGGAUUAGACACGACUGAUUUUGGAAAUCGUCGCUGCGAGGAUUGCAAUUAUGAUAUACGUCUUAUUUUUGUUGUGCCUCAUCCAUGUGUCAGGUGCGGUGACAGACCUGACCGUCAUCUCCAACGCUGAGGCCUCCACCCCUCAGCUCUUCUCCAUCUCCUGCCUCACUGGGGAGCGGGAUGCAGCAGAGCUAGACCUGGACAUCAAGAAGGACAACAGCAUCCUCAUCCUCUCCUCACGGCCACGUUACAGAGUCAAAAGGCCCAAGACCAAGGAGGUGGUGGCGAACGAGUUCGUGGGUGUGAUGGACCAAACAGGCAUCUUCUACUGCCAUGCGUCCCAGGGAACUGAUCCUCUUAUAAACCUGGGUAAAGUGACACUCAUCAACAACUUUGCCAAAGCCCUGUUUGUCCCGGCCCACCUCACGGUGACAGCAAACAGAGGAGACACAGUUCACCUGGCCAUGCAGGUCCUGAGCUCCCAGAGAAGAGACGUCACCUGGAAAUACAACGGUAACUACUUCUACACGACCCACUGGGGUGAUGUGUCCAACAGUACGGCUGUACUAACAAUGGAGGAUGUGGCUAAAGCCAACGAGGGCAUCUACAGUGCCAGCUUCGUGGGAGACAGUCCCAUCAAUGGAGCCUGGAUGAGGCUGAUUGUCAGAGACUGUGGCAGUAAGAAGUGGGGUGCCGACUGUGACAAGGACUGUCCAGAGUGUCUCAAUGGAGGGGUGUGUCACCACCGGGACGGGGACUGCAUCUGCCCACCGGGGUUCAUGGGGAUGCGCUGCGAGACAGCCUGUAGAGAGGGAAUGUUUGGGCUUAAUUGCCAGGAGUCAUGCAGGCCAGAGAUGGACUGUAGAGGGCUGAGGUUCUGCCUGGCUGACCCUUACGGAUGCUCCUGUGCCAGUGGCUGGUCUGGGAACCACUGCAACAGACUCUGCCACAGGGACAUGUACGGGGCAGACUGCAGGCUGAGCUGUAAGUGUAAGAACGGUGGAGUGUGUAACCACUUCAGUGGAUGUCAGUGUCCCACUGGCUGGAGAGGACGGCACUGUGAGAAAUCAGACCGCGCCCCCCAGAUCUUGGACAUGGCCAGUAGUCUAGAGUGGAACCUUCACUCCAGCCCCAAGAUCCUGUGUUCCGCCACAGGCAACCCCCUGCCCAGCCACACCAGCAUUGAGCUGCGCAAACUGGACAGCACUGUGCUCAAGGCGUCUCGUACCACCAUGGACUCCAAUAAGAGCACAGCCCAGUUUGAUAUUCCCCGUCUGUCCACUGAGCAUGCUGGGUUAUGGGAGUGUAGGGUUUCCACCAAUGGGGGACAAGACUCAAGGAAGUUCAACCUCAUUGUCAAAGAGCCGCCGUGCCCCAGCACCCCUCCCAAGCUGCUGGAGAAGAGGAGUAAGCAGCUGGUGGUGAUGCCUGUGGAGUCCUACAGAGGAGACGGACCCAUCGACUCCACCAAGCUCCUCUACAAGCCCAUGGAGACAGGAGACUCCUGGUCCUCCAUCAUAGUGUACAGUAGAGAGCCUAUAACGCUGAUGAAUCUGAAGCCAUCUACACGCUACCACGUCCGUGUCCAGCUGACCCGCCCUGGGGAGGGAGGGGAGGGGACUCUGGGGCCUGAGGCCAUCAUGGAGACUGACUGUCCAGAGCCCACUCUUCGACCAGAGAUUGACUUCAGCUCGCUGGAGGGCCGCAACGCCACUGUGCGCUGGCUGUUGCAUGGCAACGCGGACAGGGCCAGCGGGUUCUUAGUGCAGCUCUUCGGGCCAUCUCCCUCAGGAGAGAAGCUGAGAGAGGAGACCACCCUGCUCAAUGUGCUCUCCACCAAGUUCUACAACCUGCAGUACCACCAAGACUACACAGUGGUCGUCAGGCUGCUCAACUGUGGCAGUCUGGGGCCCGCCUCUAAGCCGUACAACGUCCGCAUAAACAGCCAGGGUCCCUCAUCUCCUCGGAACGUCCAGGCCCUGCCCCUGUCUGUGUCUGCGGUGCAGGUGAAGUGGCAGCCCCCUGAGGACCCUAACGGGGGCAUAGUAAAGUACAUCAUAGAGUACCAGCCGGUGGGUCAGGGCAGCCUGCACCCCUGGGUCGACACAGACGAUGGCAACAAGACAGCUAAAGAUGUGACAGCGCUCAACGGGAGUACCCUCUACCAGUUCAGAGUGAGGGCCUUCUCUAAAGUACCUGGGGAGUGGAGCAAGUUUGUCCAUGCCAGGACCCAGGGAGAUGGUCCCCAGGACUUCACUCCUACCACCCAGGGUGUGGGGGGGCGUCCAGGCAGUGAGGGCUACCAUUUGUUGGUAGCUGUGGUGGGGUCUGUGACGGUCACCUGUGUCACCAUCCUGAUGGCCCUGCUGGCUCUCUUCUGCAUCCGCAAAACUCUGCUCAACCGCAGACGCACCUUCACUUACCAGUCUGGAUCGGGAGAGGAGACCAUCCUCCAGUUUAACUCUGGGACCCUGACCCUGACAAGGAGGCCGAAGCCUACCUCUGAGCCCCUCACCUACCCCAUCCUGGAGUGGGAUGACAUCAAGUUUGAAGAUGUGAUCGGAGAGGGCAACUUCGGCCAGGUCAUCAAGGCCAUGAUCAAGAAGGACGGGGCCAAGAUGAGCGCUGCUAUCAAGAUGCUAAAAGCAGAGUUUGCCUCAGAGAAUGACCACAGGGACUUUGCAGGAGAGCUGGAAGUGUUGUGUAAACUGGGCCAACAUCCCAACAUCAUCAACCUCAUAGGAGCCUGUGAGAAUAGGGGGUACCUGUACAUUGCUAUUGAGUACGCCCCAUAUGGAAACCUGCUUGACUUCUUGCGUAAGAGCCGAGUCCUAGAGACAGACCCUGCCUUCGCCAAGGAGCACGGCACGGCCUCCACCCUCACCUCACAACAACUGCUGCAGUUCGCUGUCGACGUGGCUACUGGCAUGCACUACCUUAGCGACAAACAGUUCAUCCACAGAGACCUGGCAGCGAGGAACGUUUUAGUGGGAGACAACCUAGUGGCCAAGAUAGCAGACUUCGGUCUGUCCCGAGGGGAGGAGGUUUACGUCAAAAAGACCAUGGGGAGGUUGCCAGUGCGUUGGAUGGCGAUAGAGUCCCUAAACUACAGUGUGUACACCACCAAGAGUGACGUGUGGUCUUUCGGUGUACUUCUAUGGGAGAUAGUGAGUUUAGGUGGUACUCCCUACUGUGGGAUGACCUGUGCUGAGCUCUAUGAGAAACUCCCUCAGAGCUACAGGAUGGAGCAGCCCAGGAACUGUGACGACGAAGUGUAUGAGUUAAUGAGGCAGUGCUGGAGAGACCGGCCGCAUGAGAGACCUCCUUUCUCUCAGAUCUCUGUACAGCUCAACAGGAUGCAGGAGGCCAGGAAGGCCUACGUGAACAUGGCGCUCUUCGAGAACUUCACCUACGCCGGGAUAGACGCCACGGCCGAGGAGGCCUGACUACCAGCCCCCACAGCCCCCAGCAGGUCACGUAGCCCACGGGAGAGGCCCCGAGGCUCAGCCCUGCGUUACUGCCGCCCCCCUGCUGCAGCCCAACGUGGGGACCGAUGGAGUAGCAGACAAUCCACCUGUACCACAAGGGUAUAGAGGGAGGACUGUGAAAGGACACUGUGGAGGUCUUAUGGGGGCUGGGAAGGGAGAUGUGGAACUGGACACUGCAGUCCUUUCUGAAGGAAAAUACAGAAGAAUAAGGGGCUGCAUGACGUGCUUAACAACCCUGCCAGGUAGGUUGGCGGGUGGGGCUGAAGGUUGCCUUUGGGCGUGUUUGGGAGAUGUGACACUAGACUUGGGACACGUUGCGGUCCUUGUUUGAAGGAUGGACAAGGAAGAUGCUCGAAGGAUGGACAAGGAAGAUGCUCCAUGACAUGAUACUACACUGCCGGAGUCACAUGCUAUUACACUGCCAGAGCCUGAUGGGUGCUCGAUGAACUUUCAGCCCUUCAUCCAAACGGAGAGAGGACUUUUUUUGCGGACAUAUGCUCACACGUGUAGUUAGCUGUCCAUUCUGAGAUGGAUUGAGAUGGAUCCGACUGGGGGGGAAAAACUAUGUAGCACGUGUCUGUUCACUUAUUUCUUGUUUUGUUGUAGGGGAGAGUGGGGUAAGUUGAGCAAUUUUUUACAUUCAUCAUCACUCCGUUAAGGGAAAUAUAGUAUCUUUCCAUCAACGAUAUUUACAUAUAUUUCAGGAUGUUGUGUAUCCCUGGAAAUAAUAAAUAUGCAUGUAAACAUUAGUUUUGAAAACAUAGCAUGACAAAAAAAGUGGUCUCUUGGUGCCAUUUACCUCUGUACUGAAUUGACUAUUACCACUACGUUUAAAAAAAAUCAUCGUAAGCAUAUUUUAACACAGGCUUAACACCUAACAAACACUUUUGACACUUUUAACAUAGGCCCUGUUGUUACCUCAUAUCCCAGUGAUAAUGCCAUGCAUUAUGCCUGGAAAGAAAACACUUGAAUUUGCUCAACUUGCCAUUGGCUCAACUUAACCCAAGGCAAACAUUUUGACUAUAUUAGCCCACACAGCUACAAGGAUGCACUUUCAUGCUAGGUUUAGGCCCUCAUAUUGACGCUCCCGUAGGGUGGUGCACAAUUGGCCCAGUGUCGUCGGGGUUAGGGUUUGGCCGGGGUAGGCCGUCAUUGUAAAUAAGAAUUUGUUCUUAACUGGCUUACCUAGUUUAAAUAAGGGUUCAAUAAAAUGUUUUUAAAAAUCUAGAAACCCCAACUGAUGCAUAGAACAAUCUUAAAAUGAUCUACUUUGGUUUAGAUAAAAGCAUCAUGAAAUCUCUAACACAAUAAAUGUAUUUGACUUGGUGAAAAUCCGUUUUUUGGACCUAACUUGCUUAUCAUUUUUUCCCCAUGUGGUUUCUUCCUUCACAGACUCCAUGAAAUGAUGACCUCUUCCUAAAUAUUAGGUCAAAUUAUGAAUGUUGUGUAUUGUUUCCUAGAAACAAGGGUGGCUCAGCUUACCCCUUUGGCUCAACUUACCCCACUCUCCCCUAUAUCAUUUGCAUUACAUAAGAAUGUACCUACUGUACUGUAUUUGUUCCUUAACGUGUCCUUAUAGAAUAUAUCAUCCUCUCGUAAAAGUGUAGUAUAAAUCUUAUAUACAGACCAUUUGUUUACCUUUGUGAUAUACUGUAUGCUACCUGUAUCCCUUUGGAUGGUGUAUCUACUGUAUCUACUACUCUGUGAGAAAGUUUUGUUUUCAGUUUUCUUAAAUAAAACCUCUCAGUGGUGACUGA
This is a messenger RNA of Salvelinus namaycush (lake trout), 5394 nucleotides long. Its product is annotated as tyrosine-protein kinase receptor Tie-1-like. The coding region runs from base 200 to 3595 and encodes 1131 amino acids. Gene Ontology annotation, molecular function: ATP binding; transmembrane receptor protein tyrosine kinase activity; protein binding. Gene Ontology annotation, cellular component: signaling receptor complex. NCBI's taxonomy places the organism in Eukaryota, Metazoa, Chordata, Actinopteri, Salmoniformes, Salmonidae. The record is from RefSeq and is a predicted model, not a curated record. Gene Ontology annotation, biological process: positive regulation of kinase activity; multicellular organism development; protein phosphorylation. The transcript is spliced from 23 exons.